CGUUCUCGAAGUGUUUCGAGAAAGAUGGUCGCGACAUUUGUGUCAAAAUCUGGUCAUAUUGCAACAAUUCCUCUUAAUGAGCAAAGAACUGUUACUGCGAAUUGGUAUACCACCAUUUGUUUGCCAAAAAUCAUCACCGAGCUUCGAAAAAUCAACCCCGAAAGAAGAAUCAUCCUCUACCAAGACAAUGCAAGCUUGCACAUAGCCCAAAAAACAAGGCAGUAUUUAACGGAAGAAAACGUGGAAUUAUUGGACCAUUCUCCAUAUAGUCCCGAUCUAAGUCCUAACGAUUUCUUUACUUUCCCGAAAAUUAAAAACAGACUGCGUCGUCAAAGGUUCCAGUCGCCAGAAGAAGCAGUUGACGCAUUCAAAAAUACCGUUUUGGAUCUGCCAGCAAACGAGUGGAAUAAGUGCUUCGACAAUUGGUUCAAGCGCAUGCAGAUGUGUAUUAAUUUUCAGGGGCUGUAUCCGUUUCACGUCCAACGUGUACAAGCCCUUCGACCUGACGAUGUUCCAGCAAGAGUGCGGUUUUGUGAGUGGUUGUUGCAUCAACAUGACAAUAAUCCGGACUUUUUGAAGUGCAUAUUGGUGACAGACGAAUCUACGUUCACGCGUAAUGGGAUGAAUAACUUCCGCAACACUCAUGUUUGGUCAGUAGAAAAUCCGCACGCUGUCCGUCGGGCACAUUUUCAACAAACAUUUUCGGUGAAUGUUUGGGCUGGCAUGGUGAACGGUAUGCUCAUUGGACCAUUUAUUGUCCCAAAUCGAUUGGACGGGAUGCAAUACCUAGACUUUUUACCCAACAUUUUGCCUUCCUUGUUUGCCUGCUGGUGCAGACAACGGUCACUCUGGGAUCAGGAAUGGAACAGUAUUGUCUUUAGUGACGAGUUUCGAUUUUGUUUAGGCAUGCACGAUGGUCGUGCCGGGGUUAGAAGGCGACGUGGUGAAAGGAGGAAUCCACAGUUUUUUGUUGAAAGACAUGUUCAUCACACUGUUGGAGUUAUUGUUUGGGAUGCUAUAGCUUAUGGUUCCAGGUCACCUUUAAUCUUCAUCAGAGGUAACAUGAACGCGCAGCGUUAUAUCCACGGAGUUCUAGAACUCCAUCUUUUACCCUAUCUUGACACCCUGGCAGAUCCAACUUUCCAACAAGAUAAUGCCCGACCACAUGUUGCAAGAGUCACAAUAGACUUCUUUCAACAUAAUGAUGUCACAUUGUUACCAUGGCCACCAAGAUCUCCCGACUUAUCCCCAAUUGAGCACCUCAAUUUGCAACGUCCUCCUCAGACUCUAGGAGCACUUCGAGAGGAGUUGGUGGUUGCCUGGAAUGAGAUACCACAGGAGGACAUUGACCACCUGAUCAGAAGCAUGCCUAGGCGCGUUGGAGAAUGCGUAGCACAUCAGGGUGCAUCCACACAUUAUUAA
Acanthoscelides obtectus is the source of this 1422-nucleotide messenger RNA. The record is from the annotation of a GenBank genome assembly. Lineage: Eukaryota; Metazoa; Arthropoda; Insecta; Coleoptera; Chrysomelidae.